AGGUGAUCCUCAGGUCCUCCCUUCUCAGCAAGUGCCUUUUGCCCCUUUUUAUCUUUAAAGGCAUUUUAGUGGUUUUCUCUGGCAACAAGUACAUUUAAUUUUCUGGCUACUUAUUUUGUGUUUCUUAAAAACGGUUUAAUCCUCCCUAAUUGAAUUGGUACUUUGGUGGUCGCUUUGGUCUCUCUGUUGCUCUUCCCUGGGCAUUGCAGCCCUGCAGUGGAGGAGAUAAUGGUUUGACCAGUUCCUUGAAAGUCGAUUCAUGUGAGACCUCAUAGCUUUAUGUGUGCAACAACCAUAUUAUGACUAUGUAUGCACUUGGUAAAACCCAUUAAUAGCAAAUACUCCAAUACUCAGCUGGGGUAAGGUUGGUAAAAGGCCUUAAAGAUACUAGAGUCAUCAAAGUUGCUCACCACACAAGUAACUGGGCUUGGGUCUCUGCCUACAGCAGUUAUGUACUACUAGAAACACAACUUGGCAAAAGAAACCUUGUGGCUUUUGACUGGAUCACCUGUCCGGAGACUGAAGGAGCUCCAGCGUGGAGACGAGCAAGACAGCAGUACUGCCUGUGGAGCAGCAGGGCCACUCCUCUACAUGGCAGGGAUUGCCAGGUUCCCAGCGUGGGGGUUUCCAGCUGCAGUCCUUGUGAUUUUUGCUAGCAUUUACUUUUUACCAUCUCCCAUUGAUCCAGAACCGUUCAUUUUUGAAAAGCCACCUCCUGCCUUAGUUGGAUCACUGCAAGUGAAUAAAAAGCUUCAGAGUGGACGAAGAAUCUUCACGGGCCAACUGAAGGGUCCCGAGUCUUUUACUGUUGAUGAUGAAGGUAAUAUCUACACUGGUACCGUGGAUGGGAAACUAUGGAUGAUCAGUGGUGGCCAGCUGCAUUUCAUUACUCAAAUGGGGCAGGAUAUGCCUGAAUGUGGAACUCCAGACUAUGAACCAAUAUGUGGCCGGCCCCAUGGAGUCCGAAUGGAUCGGGAUGGUAACGUGAUUGUGGUGGAUUCAUACUUAGGCCUGUACAAAGUCAAUCCAAGGACAGGAGAGAAAACCCUCCUGCUGUCGAGUGAAAAAGGUGUGGAUGGGCUGCCUUUCAAAUUCCUAAAUGGCUUAGAAAUAUCAAAGAAAAAUUUGAUUUAUUUUACGGAUUCAAGUAGCAAGUGGGAAAGACGACAUCACAAAUACGAGGUAAUUGAAACAAACCAUCUUGGUCGCCUCUUGGCCUAUGACCCUGUAACAAGAACAGCAAGAACGGUGCUCAGUGGCUUGUACAUGGCAAAUGGGAUUGCACUGUCUCCCUACGAAGAUUACAUACUAAUAGCAGAAACCAGCAUAUGUAGAAUCAUACGCUAUUGGGUGAGCGGAGCUAAUGCAGGAAAAAGAGAAGUUUUUGUGGACAACCUGCCUGGAUAUCCAGACAACAUCAGAUUAUCAUACACAGGCUUAUACAGAGUUGGAAUAUCUACUACUCGCUUUCCUAGUUUCUUUUCUCCUUUUCUGGAUGCUUUAGGACCAUAUCCAUUCCUGAAGAGAUUUAUUGCAAAGGUGACUCCUUUAUCAUUCUACAGCAUUUUUCUUCACAAACAUGGCUUGUUCUUAGAAAUUAAUGACAAAGGAGACAUUGUGGCAAGCUUCCAUGACCCUGAUGGUAGUGUCACUUGGGCUGUCAGUGAUGUCUUUGAGCAUGAUGGGAAGCUGUAUCUAGGGUUGGAAUAGCCCAUUAAAAGUCUUCCAGCUGUGAUCCACAAGAGUUAGAGACAGACCUGCUGCAGUCACUGGAGAAACUGGUCAGU
This is a messenger RNA of Aquila chrysaetos chrysaetos, 1787 nucleotides long. Its product is annotated as adipocyte plasma membrane-associated protein-like. Bases 592 to 1710 code for a protein of 372 amino acids. The transcript has 10 exons. Gene Ontology annotation, molecular function: strictosidine synthase activity. Lineage: Eukaryota; Metazoa; Chordata; Aves; Accipitriformes; Accipitridae. The record is from RefSeq and is a predicted model, not a curated record. Gene Ontology annotation, biological process: biosynthetic process.